AUGGAGGCUGAAAAGUUUACGUCGCAUAACCGAAACUUUCCCAAGAAGAAGUGCGGUGUGUUGGGCGCAACUGGUUCGGUGGGUCAGCGCUUCAUCCUUCUUCUCGCACUACACCCACACUUUGAACUCCACGCUGUCGGCGCUUCAGAACGAUCGGCUGGCAAGAAGUACAAGGAUGCUGUCAAGUGGAAGCAAGCGCUGCCAUUUUCCGAGCGCAUUGGCGAGUUGGUCGUGAAGAAAUGCACACCAGAAGAAUUCAAGGAGUGCGACUUGGUCUUCUCUGGCCUGGACAGCGAUGUUGCCGGCGACGUUGAAAUGGCCUUCCUAAAGUCCGAACUCGCCGUCUUCUCAAACGCCAUAUACUACCGCCGCGACCCUCUCGUCCCCCUCGUCGUGCCCACCGUAAACCUCCCCCAUCUCGACGUCAUCAAGCACCAGCGACAACACCACAAGCUCGAAAAGGGCUUCCUGGUCUGCAACUCAAACUGCGCCGUCAUCGGCAUCGUCAUACCGUUUGCAGCCCUACAAGCGAAAUUCGGCCCCGUCGACCAAGUCUCCGUCGUCACAAUGCAAGCCGUCUCCGGCGCUGGCUACCCGGGUGUAAGCAGCAUGGACAUCAUCGACAACGUGGUACCGUUUAUCUCGGGCGAGGAAGAUAAGCUCGAGACGGAGGCGUCUAAGAUCCUCGGUGGCGUCAACGACGACGUUACAGGUUUUGUAGAUCAGCCCAUGAAGGUUUCGGCCGCUUGCAACCGCGUGCCGGUGUUGGACGGGCACACUGCUUGCGUGUCAUUGCGCUUCCAGCGACGCCCGCCGCCGAGUGCCGAGGAGGUCAAGCAGGCUAUGCGCGAGUAUGUGUCUGAUGCGCAGAAGUUGGGUUGUCCGUCUGCACCUGCGAAGGCGAUUGUCGUCAUGGAUGAACCUGAUAGGCCGCAGCCGAGGUUGGAUAGGGAGACUGAUCGCGGGUAUGCGGUCAGUGUGGGGAGGAUAAGGGAGGAUGAAGCUGGUAUCUUUGAUAUCAAGUUUGUUGCGCUCAGUCAUAACACUGUUAUUGGAGCGGCGGGGUCGUCGAUAUUGAAUGCGGAGGCUGCUGUGCUGAAGGGGUAUGCUUAGAGGUCAGUGAAUUUAUAAAUGGAGUAUGCAACAUAUAUGGUUAUGUAUGUAAUAAGACAGUUCUCCAGA
Molecule: messenger RNA, 1182 nt
Organism: Pyrenophora tritici-repentis Pt-1C-BFP
Lineage: Eukaryota; Fungi; Ascomycota; Dothideomycetes; Pleosporales; Pleosporaceae
Product: Asd, Aspartate-semialdehyde dehydrogenase
Biological process (GO): L-threonine biosynthetic process
Molecular function (GO): NADP binding; NAD binding; aspartate-semialdehyde dehydrogenase (NADP+) activity
Source: RefSeq, a predicted model, not a curated record